Molecule: messenger RNA, 1264 nt
Organism: Leguminivora glycinivorella
Lineage: Eukaryota; Metazoa; Arthropoda; Insecta; Lepidoptera; Tortricidae
Gene: Lsd-2
Product: lipid storage droplets surface-binding protein 2
Biological process (GO): positive regulation of triglyceride storage; lipid storage
Cellular component (GO): cytosol; lipid droplet
Source: RefSeq, a predicted model, not a curated record
GAAGAGCAAAGAGAAGAGAUAGUUGUGUCAAUAAUUUUCGUAGCAUUUUAAAUAUUUCAAAGUGAUAUUUGCCAGAAGUUAAAGUGUAUUUUCAAAAGUUUACUAAUUAUUCUCGUUGUGUAUUUUCUUGGAGAAGGAAAUCAGUUAUUCUAAGAUGGCUACAGAAGUGAGCUCAGCCCCCAUGGCGAUUCCGCAACUGCAGAGUGUGCAGAAGGCCAUGGCCAUCCCCACAGUCGGGGCCGCCGUUGGACAAGUUGGAGCGCUAUACACCAGAGUUAAGGAUGCACACAGCCUGUUAGAAUGGGCACUCUCCACCGCAGAAGCCGGAGUGACCCUCGCAGCCCACACAGCAGCCCCAUACGUGUCAGCACCCCUUGCUGUCGGAGACGCCAAAGUUGCUGGCUACAUUGAUGCCCUUGAGAAGAAAGUACCUCUAGUCAACGAACAGCCACAAGUCAUCGUUGAGACCACAAAGAAGGCUGUGCUGUCGAAAAUCUCACCACAUGUCAAUAAGGUUAUGGGCUGCCGCGUCGCCGCUGAGCAACGCGUGAAGUCACUCAAGGAGCUCUCGUGGGCUAAGGCCAACGCUCUUCUCAACACAGCUUAUGGUCAGAAAGCGCUCGUGAGCGUAGACAGUGGCGCCACCUACGCCAUGCAACUGUUAGACCACUACCUACCCCCUGUGGGACCUCAGGAAGAAUCUGUUGAAAUAGUGGCAGCCACGAACGACCCAGCUCUUCACACAGUACAGACGGUGGGACGACUUAGCGCCGUGGCCGCGCGCAGAGUGUGGGCCAACCUGGCGUACAAAGUCAACGAGCUGAGGCAAUCAGGCAUAGACUUCGAUGUGACUCGCUACCUCAAAGCAUUGCUUGCUGCUCUACACCUAGCUUCAGUUACCAACCUGUCGCUCCAAAAAGAGGCAGCUAAGGAGGAACAACCUGCCACCCCCGCAGAGCCAACGACCUCCGAAGCCCCCCCGGACCCAGAAACUGCCCCCACCACCACCAAGAAAGUCAAGUCUACUCCUGAAGGAAAAUCCGCUAAUCAUUCCAAAAAUAAAUCUAAUUAACUUUUAUAAUGCUACAAUGUCGAUAUACUGGCUUUAUCCACAUUGUUUUAGCUGUAAGGAAAGCACUAUUUUAUAAUUUUAAUAUUUAAAAUUGCUAUAAUUAUACACCGCCUAGCGUUUUGAUAAUGAUAUUGAAUUGUAAUGCUUUUUAAUAUUUGGAAAUGUAUUUACAAUAAAACAAUUUGUAUUUUA